AUGACAGAACAUCUCUGUGAAAGUGAUAGCUUAUACAAUAAUAUUGACAGAGGCAAGAUUCUCCAGCACAGUCCAACAGUCAUGAGUCUUAGCUAUGGUGCACCCAACAUGAUCUCUGUUCAACCCUCCCCAGUGUCUCCACACUUCAUCCAAGAGCCACUAGCAUCCCCUGUAACCCCUAGAAAUGACCUUUCUCCUAUGAUUGAGGUACCAAAAUCUGGGGGACCUUGGGAUACAAAUCAAUUUGGAAAAACAGCCUCAGACCCCUGGGGCUGCUCACAAGAGGACUUUGGUGACUGCAGGAGCAGGACUCAGCUUAAAGUGCAUAGUAACACUGAGCAGGCCACAAAAUUCAAUGGCAGUUCCCCUCAGCGGCUUGACUCCUUCUACAAAGCCUUUCCAGCUCAGAACUUUCACAUUAUCUAUGGUAACAGUAAUGGCAGAGACACCAACUGUACAGAGGAAAAUCAGAUUUCAGGGAUGCCAUUGCCACCACAGGGUGGGAUUCUGCCCGAUGGGCCAGAUUGGCAGGCAUUCUCCCAUCCAUCCCAGCUUGUCAAUCAGAUGGCCAUGCACAGUCAAGCACAGCAUAUAGAAUCUCAGCGGAGAUACCAACCAUUAGACACUCAACAUGCAAUUCAUAAUCUUCACCAAAAUCACCAGCAGUAUCAUUAUGGAUUCCAGCAACAACAUCAGGAGCCUGUGAAGGUGGGCCAAAUAGAACAAAUGCAGCAGAGUUUUCAAAAGCAAGAAAGUCAGUAUUAUAUACAUCAGCAAGGUUUUCAGGUCCCACAGAGUCCAAGUGCAGCAAACCAUCCAAUCCUGAACCAGCAGCAGCAGCAUAUUGCUCCAGAACAUCACAGAGGGUUGUACUUUCAGCAAACUCCACGAGAAUCUCAGGAUGACCACCAGCCUCUUCAAUCACCAUCCUAUUACCACACUCAGCAACCUCAGACUCCUGAGCUCCAACCAUUCCAGGUUGGUCCAAGCCUUUCAAUGCAGUCACCCCAGUGCCAGGAGCAGCAACAUUUUCGACCACUCCCCCAUCAGAGCAACCUCUGCAUGCAACAGCAACAAACUCACACUCAGGAGCAAGCUCAUUCUAUUCAGUCCAAGCAUCACAUACAGGACUCGGAUGGUCAUCUGCUCUAUCAUGACAAAAAGACCCCAGCCAGCGUGCAGGGAUUCUCUGGUCCCAAACAGGACAGCUUUGGAAGCUUGAAGAUGAACAUUGAAGGGAGACCAGUAGGCAACACCAAGCUAAAAUGCACUGUCUGCCAGAGAGAGUUCAAGAGUUUGCCAGCCCUCAAUGGCCACAUGCGUUCACACGGUGGAUUCAGGAUGCAACUUUCAGCACCCAAAAUGAAAGAUGGACACAUCCAGCUGCCUGUGAACCCAAUUGUCCUGCCGGUGUCUGUUCCUAUCAAGCAUUAUCCUCCCUCAUCUAAGCACUAUGUUAGCCCUCAGUGCCCCAAGUUAGAGAGUGAUCUUAAUGUCUUUGCUGAGUCUUAUCCACAACCAUCUCAAUCUCCAAGGGACCAGACCCCAUCUAUUACAGUCACAGAGGGGGCACAAGUUGCACCAAGUGAAAAUAAAAGAUCUCGCCGCUGCCUAGUGCCACUUGUUAUCCCUCCAUUCAACAAUGGUCAACCUACGAGAGGGGCCGUCCUUUUCCAAAGCCAGCUUCGUUCACCAGGCAGUGUGGGAGAGAAUGAAAUUUAUACUCCUCCACCAAUGCUUAGUCCAAUACGACCAGGUUCAGGACUCUUUAGUGGUAUCAAUGUGGGACUCCAGAGCACUGGAUCAAAACUUGUCCAAAGAGUUCUCCUCUGCAAAGAAAGCAGCAUAGACAGCAAGGUUGUGACACCAGGUCCAGGAGAACAGACUGUUGAUGUGAAGCCCCAAAUAAAUAUUGGUGCUGAUUUCCAAGCAGUAAUUCCAGACAUGAGGAGUCGACCUAAAGCAGAGGAAGAGUCCCAUAAGGCUAGUCUGGUAUGGUCAUCCUGCAUUGAUCUGAGUGGCCCUGACAACCAAAGGAAAGUGGAAGACCUCAUGAAAAUGGCAUGCUCCAGUGUUCUCCCAGGAGGAGGAACAAACAUAGAAUAUGUCCUCCAUUGUCUGUUUAAAUGCAAGGGAGAUAUCAUGGCAACCCUUGAGAAACUCUUGCUGAGACCAUUUAUAAAUGUGUCAAAUCCUCUCCUGGACUACCAUUAUGCAGGAUCAGAUAAGUGGACUCUUCAAGAGAAGAGACAACUAAACAAAGCCUUAAUGAUCCAUCAUAAGGAUUUCCACCUUAUUCAGAAAAUGGUGAAGACAAAGACAGUGGCACAGUGUGUUGAGUAUUAUUACACAUGGAAAAAGAGGCUUCGCCUGGGAAGGAGACUCAGUAUUGGUCAAAUCACUCCAGGAGAGGAGAGAGAGGGUGAAUGGGAGGAAGGGAAGCGGGUUAAUAUAGAAAUGGGCAAGGACAGCAGCUGUACCACACAGCUGACUGAACUAAUGGAUAACAUCAGUGCAGCAUCGGUUUGUGAAUCCCUUACCAGUGGUCCUGUAUUUAAUGGCAAAGCAUGGACCCAGACCAGUCCAGGGCUCCUGUCUAAUUUAUCAGCAGACCCUAAACCAGUGCCAUUUGGCUCAGGGUCUCUUAAAAGCUCUCCUUCGAACAGCACCACAAGUGGAGACACAGAUUCUACCCCUAUUUUUCCUUGCACAGAAUGUGGAAAGACAUUUUUCAAGGUUAAAAGCCGCAACGCUCACAUGAAAAGUCAUCGACAACAGGAGGAGGCGUCAUGCUGGCAGUCUCACAGACCUCCUGAGCAGAUGAACCUGUUCACAACUCCAGAAAGUCCUCAUGACACCUUACUUUCAUCACCCACAACUAUUCACCCUUUAGUAUGUAACAACACUGAAGGUGGUAAAAGGUUACCAGUUACUAAUGGAGGGUCACUGAGUACAGACACCCUGUUGAAUGCUCGGUCGAACCUCCAGAGUGAUCUGGAGAACCAUAUGCCCAUUUAG
Molecule: messenger RNA, 3018 nt
Organism: Chanos chanos (milkfish)
Lineage: Eukaryota; Metazoa; Chordata; Actinopteri; Gonorynchiformes; Chanidae
Product: transcriptional-regulating factor 1
Exons: 13
Coding region: 1-3018 (1005 amino acids)
Biological process (GO): negative regulation of DNA-templated transcription; regulation of transcription by RNA polymerase II
Cellular component (GO): transcription regulator complex; histone deacetylase complex
Molecular function (GO): transcription corepressor activity
Source: RefSeq, a predicted model, not a curated record